AUGGCGUUGAAAGCGAGAGUUUUAUAUGACUUCGCCUCCGAAAACCCCGGAGAGAUCACCAUAACGGAGAGCGAAGUGGUGACCCUGUUCAGCGAGGAGGAGCUGGACGGGUGGCUUGAGGGGCAGAACAGCAGGGGGGACACGGGGCUGUUCCCGGCCUCCUAUGUGGAGGUCAUACGUCUUGAUAACCCCGCUGACAGCAGUAACGGUUUACCCUCCGGACCGGACUCCCGGUCUGCCGGUUACGACUCCUCUUUCCAGUCCCGGCCCGCAGUCUCGACACCGAGCCACGCCGCCUCGUCCCCGGCGGUCACCAGACCAGCCGAGGGUAGUGACGACGACUGGGACGACGACUGGGAUGACAACUCCACCGCGGCAGCGAACGAGCUGUCAGGUGUCAGAGGUGGGCCCUCCACCUACACGGUGACGACCUCUCUGCCUGGCCGGCGUGGGAAUGCGCAACAGCAGGCUAAAAGCUCGGCGACGGUUGGCAGAAACCUGAACAGAUUCUCCACCUUCGUCAAGUCUGGAGGAGAGGCGUUUCUCUUAGGGGAGGCCUCGGCUUUUGUUGAGGGUGGGGACAGGAUUUGUGUCAUCGUGGGGCAGCAUGGACCAGAGUGGCAGGAGAACCCCUACCCAUUUACAUGUGCCAUCGAUGACCCCACGAAACAGACCAAGUUUAAAGGAAUGAAGAGUUAUAUGUCCUACGGCCUGACUCCGACUCACACCAACACGCAGGUCAACCGCAGGUAUAAACAUUUCGACUGGCUAUACGCCCGGCUGGUGGAGCGCUUCCCUGUCAUCUCGGUGCCCCACCUCCCAGAGAAACAGGCUGCCGGCCGCUUUGAGGAGGAUUUCAUCUCCAAACGGAGGCGAGGCCUGACCUGGUGGUUGAACCAUAUGACCGGCCACCCAGUGCUGGCGCGCUGUGACGUCUUCCAGCAUUUCUUAACAUGUGGGACAGACGAGAAGGCCUGGAAACGUGGCAAGAGGAAAGCCGAGAGAGACGAGCUGGUCGGGGCCAACUUCUUUCUCACCAUUAGCACACCUGCGGUUCCUCUGGACCUUCACGAGGUGGAGAGUAAGAUUGAAGGCUUCAAGUCCUUCACCAAGAAGAUGGACGAGAACAUCGUUAUUGUAAACGCUGCCGUCAACGAGUUCGCCCGCAAGCAGAUGACAGGAUUCAAGAAGGAGUAUCAGAAAGUGGGCCAGUCCUUCAAGCUCCUGGGCCAGGCAUUUGAGCUGGACCAGCAGGUCUACUCAGAUGGGCUGAACCGAGCCAUCGCCUACACCGGAGAGGCCUACGAAGUCAUAGGGGAGUUUUUCGCUGAGCAGCCCAGUCAAGACCUGGAACCCAUAUCGGAUUUGUUGGAUCUCUACAGAGGACACCUGGCAAAUUAUCCCGACAUUGUCCAUGUUCAGAAAGGAGCACUAACCAAGGUGAAGGAGUGCCCCAAACAGGAGGGAGAGCUCCGGGACCGAUGCAACAUCAUUUCCUGCGCCACGCUGGCAGAGAUCCAACAUUUCCACCGCACCAGGGUUCGAGACUUCCGCUGGCAGAUGCAGCAUCACCUCCAUCAGCAGAUCUCCUUCUUUCAGAAGAUCACCACCAAGCUUCAAGAUGCGCUCCAGAGAUACGACGAGGAACAAUAG
Molecule: messenger RNA, 1653 nt
Organism: Lampris incognitus (smalleye Pacific opah)
Lineage: Eukaryota; Metazoa; Chordata; Actinopteri; Lampriformes; Lampridae
Product: sorting nexin-18-like
Exons: 5
Coding region: 1-1653 (550 amino acids)
Biological process (GO): mitotic cell cycle; endocytosis; endosomal transport
Cellular component (GO): cytoplasmic vesicle; plasma membrane
Molecular function (GO): protein binding; phosphatidylinositol binding
Source: RefSeq, a predicted model, not a curated record